Messenger RNA from Parasteatoda tepidariorum (common house spider), 533 nucleotides. RefSeq names its product putative nuclease HARBI1. The record is from RefSeq and is a predicted model, not a curated record. Lineage: Eukaryota; Metazoa; Arthropoda; Arachnida; Araneae; Theridiidae.
AGUUCUAUUUAUCUUGUCACUUAAAUUUUCAUAAAUUAAAUAAAUAGAAAGAUGACUAUCUUAUUAGUUUUUUAGCUUAGUAUGCAUUAAAAACUUUUUUGUUUCUUUCAGUGAACAUGAAAUAUUGAAGCAAGAGUUUUUUGAAUACUCUGGUUUUCAUGGAGAAAUUGGCGCAAUUGACUACUCAUAUAGCCAUUAUUGCCCCCAAGGAUGAUGUUUCCCACUGGGAACAAAAUUAUGUGAAUCGAAAAAAUAUUCAUUCACUAAAUGUUCAGCUUGUUGUUGAUAUGCAGCAAAAAAUUUUAAAUAUCGUAGCUAGAUUUCCUGGCAGCACGCACGACUCCUAUAUUUGGAAAUCAAGCGAAUUGCGAAAAUGGCUGCAACUAUCAAAACUAAAAGACACAUGGCUCUUGGGGGAUUCUGGAUAUCCACUUGAGCCAUGGCUGUUAACUCCCAUCAGUGGAGAUAAUGUAUCUUCGCCUAAAGAGGAAUACAAUAGGAGACAUGUUUCUGGCGUUGCAAUGGCACACUGA